UAUUGAACUUUUGUUUUUUGAGGCAAACAUCCUCUGACCAAUGUUUUUGGUGUCAGCUGCGCGCAGAGAGCGUGCGUGAUCAUGGGGAUUAUAGGUGGAACAUGUAGACACUCACACAGAGACUAAAUCAAUUAUUUUCUCGGACGGUCAGCGCGGCAUUCCGCUUGACUGACAGCGAUGGCCUUGGAGGCAGACAUCGACAGAGGUUCAUCAAGAAGUGCUCAUGAAAAAUAUCCCCGGGCAGCGUUGGAGCGCAACGGCUACGUGAAGACAUGUGUCACCCCGUUGUACCAGGACGCAGGGAGCCAGUCGUGGCUGAGACUCGCCGUGACAUGGACUUGCCGAGGAGUGUCGUCUGCGGUCUGCGUUGCCUCCGUCUCCGUUAUUCUCGCUCUGCUGCUCAGAUUGGUCGACUGGGAUGCAGGCAGCAGCAGCAGCGGCAGCAGCAGCAACGGAAAUAGCAGCGGCUCCGACUCUCGUCUUCAUUUCGCGGCGGACUGCGCUGUGGACCUGUUUUGUACUGCGUGUUACUGCGUCUCCCCCGUUUUUACACUCGUAUGUGCCUUCUUCUGGGUCGGGCUGUAUCUGAUUCGCUGCGGGUUGCUCGUCCGCACCGCGGUUUUUUUGUUAGCGGUGUGCCACUUGGGCGAAGCCGCGGCGCAGUCCGUCCUGCGCGGCGCCGAGGAGCAGCUGCUGUCCCUCCCCGCCACCCUGAUAGUCCUCGGCUGCCUGGGCAGCGGGGCUCUGCUGGUCGUCCGGUUGAGUCAGGGAGUGUCCAUCCUCGUCUUCAUUAGCGUCAUCAGGGCCGUCUCCCUCGUCUCUCUGAGCAGAGUCCGGGCCAGCUGGAGACCCUACCUGGCCUACCUGCUGGGGCUGCUGGGGGUUUUGCUUGCGAGGUAUGCUGACCGGCUCCUGCCGGCCCCAGGGACCAGCGGGACGGGGUGCUGUGGCUCUGUGACCGGGGCGAAGGAGGAGGACAUCCCUGUCUUCAAAAGGAGACGGAGGUCCAGCUCCAUAGCGGCCUCGGAAAUGAUGGCUCACAGUCAGAGCAACAGCAAGUCCCACCGCAGGACUUCGCUGCCCUGCAUUCCGCGGGACCAGUCUUCGGGCACCAGCGUGGUAGUGGACAUCGCGGUGAUGGGUGAGGCCCACGGUCUGAUCUCAGACCUGCUGGCUGACCCUUCGCUGCCCCCGAACACCUGCAGUUCUCUGAAGGCCGUCAGCAACCUCCUCAGCACCCAGAUCAGCAUCCAGCCGCUCCACCGGCCUCGCGUCCCUGCAGACACACACACCUGCUCUGACUCUGAAGAGGGGCCUGAAAAAACAGAGAGACUGGCCAUUCCGAAGCGGCUAAGACGGAGUCUGCCCCCAGGAUUGCUAAGGAGAAUCUCGUCAACUUGGACCACGACCACCUCAGCUACAGGGUUGCCUACCAUCGAGCCUGGCCCUGUACGCCGAGACCGCUCAGCCAGCAUCAAACACACCCCAGACAGUGAAACAUGGAACAACUCGGUGAUGAUGACCAUCUCAAAGAGUCGUUCCAUGUCUGCCUCCUGUGCUGCCUCCAACCACCUCUACAGCAAACCACUGGGAAGACCAGGUUUCCCCUCUUCCAACGUGUCACCUCUGGGCUCUCCGUGCCCAUCUCCUCCCGUCCAGGGCACUCCUGUCUCCAGCCCCACAACAAAGACAUGUUCAGUGCAGCUUCCUGAGCCGGCUGGGCCCCUGACAGAGCGGACCCCUGGCUCUGUGGCCCCCAAGAGCCACCACAGAGCCUUAACUCACAGCCAGAGCGCCCCGAGCUCCACCACCCCUCACUGGCGGCCACCGUCUCUCUGUGGCAGCUGUGGCAGGCCGUUUAACAAUCGACUAAACCACGGGGCAGAAUCUGUCGACAAAGGAGACAGAAUACCCCAUCCAGAUGAGCGUGCUGUAGCUUCUUCAGACUAUGACAGCACCUACGACAGUACCUACGAGACCAACCACAGUGACAGCAGCGACUUUGCACAGAAUGAAGAGGAGGGAGAAGGAGGCAAAAAGCCGCCUGAAGCGAGGGAACGUUGCAGAGAGUAUCUUCCAGAGGGCAUCGUUCUUCACCCGCUCCUGCCAUCACCAGAGGACAAGCCAAUCUUGGCCCCAGAGCCUCUGGUGAUGGCAGGGCUGGACCCUCUGAUGAGUCAACUCAACAACUGGAACUUUCCAAUUUUCAGUCUAGUGGAGAUGACCCAUAGCAAGACAGGCUGCAUCCUGAGUCAGGUUUCCUAUAGGCUUUUUGAGGACACAGGCCUAUUUGAGACCUUCAAAAUUCCCGUACAAGAAUUCAUGAACUACUUUCACGCUCUGGAGAAUGGAUACAGGGUCAUCCCUUAUCACAACCGGAUCCAUGCCACUGAUGUGCUGCAUGCUGUUUGGUACCUCACCACUCAGCCUGUGCCAGGCCUGCCCACUUUGCUGACUGAGAAUGGGAUACACACUGACUCAGAGAAUGGCAUUACGGCUGGUGCCACAGGCUUCCUGGUAUCCAAGAUGAACUCGGUGCUGGAGGACGGCUAUGGCUCCCUGGCUGGCCUUAUCCCUGGCCUAGAGCUCAUGGCUCUGUAUGUAGCUGCUGCCAUGCACGACUAUGACCAUCCUGGAAGAACUAACGCCUUUCUAGUAGCUACCAGUGCACCACAGGCUCUUCUAUACAAUGAUCGUUCAGUCUUGGAAAAUCACCACGCAGCUUCGGCGUGGAACCUCUUCAUGUCUCGACCUGAGUAUAACUUCCUGGUUAACCUUGAACAUGUGGAGUUCAAGCGCUUCCGCUUCCUAGUCAUUGAAGCCAUCCUGGCCACCGACCUCAAAAAGCACUUUGACUUCUUAGCAGAGUUCAAUGCAAAGGUGGGUGAUGAAGGAGUGUCCGGUAUUGAUUGGACCAACGAAAACGACCGAUUGCUGGUGUGCCAGAUGUGCAUAAAACUGGCUGAUGUCAAUGGACCGCUGAAGUGUAAGGAGCUGCACCUGCAGUGGACAGAGGGGAUUGUCAACGAGUUCUACGAACAAGGUGACGAAGAAGCAGGCCUGGGCCUUCCCAUCAGCCCAUUCAUGGACCGGUCUGCUCCGCAGCUCGCUAAACUACAGGAGUCAUUUAUCACUCACAUAGUGGGACCUCUGUGCUCCUCCUAUGACUCUGCUGCGCUUAUGCCGGGACACUGGGUUGACCCACCUGAGGGAGAGAUGGAGCCAGAGGAGGCGAAGGAAGAACAGGAUACCGAAGAGGAAGAUGAGGAUAUGGCAGAUGAGGACGCAUCAACAGGUUCUGACACCUCCCAGCGGCAAAAAAACAAAAAGGUGAGCAGGAGGAAAGUGUUUUGCCAGAUCACACAGCAUCUUCUAGAAAACCAUGAAAUGUGGAAGAGAGUCAUUGCUGCAGAAGCCCAGGAGGAGGACCAGAAAGAGGACCCGAACUACAUCAGCAGCCCCACCGAUCCUAUCACAGCCAUUCAUGAGGAAGAGGAGGAGCAAGCAAGCAAAGAGGAGGAGUCGACUGACGGCCUCGAUGAAAGGGAAGAGGUGCCGGCUAUAGAGGAAGAGGAAAUCCUUCCGCAAUCAGAGACUUCAGGGGAAAAAGAAGAGGAACAAGAGUGAUAUUAUGACCUCUUCUUAAACCAGGCAUCUGAACGUUGUCUAAAAUUUUUGUUUCUUUCCUAACUAAACUCUUAAUAUGGUAGCCAGCACAUCACUUCGACACAACACUGUAGAAGAUGUUUUGGGUAAUAUGUGCCUAACAAAAACUGGGUUUUGAGGACAGGGAUGAUGCAUGCCCAGUUCAUCUGACAAGGGGGAGAGAGGUGAGAUGAGCAAAAGAUGAAGUGACUGAGGAGUAGAAGAAGAAAAUGAAAAAAGAGAAUGAUUGGGACUGUAUUUUUUUUUGUUGUAGUGUUUGUUUUAGUCUGGAUCUGGUGCCCUGCCCUCACCCAGGCUGCCCAUCCUGCACUAUGGGCCAACCACGCUGAUUCACAGGUUCACUCCACCAGUGAGUAAUACACUGUCACGAGCCCCCCCUCACUUCACCCUUCUUGUUGCUCCCAUGCAAUCAGCACACUGUGGAGCCACCCAGCUGGUUGAGGAUGUGCAACAAGCCCCUUCUCCUUGAAGACAAUGAGAUGAAAGCCAGGGAAAAAGCUGUGUCCACUGAGGCUCAGCCAUGGAUUUGUGGAGGGAGAUGGAAAAAGGGCCAGUUGUAGCACAUUGUGUAUACAGACAUACACCCACACAAGCUUCACACACACACACACACACACACACACACACACACACACACACACACACACACACACACACACACACACACACACACACACACACACACACACACACACACACACACACACACACACAGUAUACCACAGUGCACUGAAAUACAGUAGAAACGCAUUCCACACUCAGAACAGAUAGGAAGUUUAACAAAGAACCCUGUUGCUCUAAAAGCUUUAUUCUUGCUCAAGGAAAAACAUACAAAACAAGGUUUUGUUCAUGUUAAACAAUGUUUGUCCUUAGUCACAUAUUUUCUCCUGGACUCUUGUUACCCAAAAUCAUUCCGGCACACCUACACAUUUCCAGGCCACAAAACUCAGGAAGGCAGAAACCCAUAGAAAAAAACAAACAAAAAGGGACUUGCGGUGUCCUUGUCCCAUUUCUGUGCUGUGUGAGAUGCUAUUGAUUUAAUGAUAACCACAGAGACAUGUGGCUCGCUUUGUGAAUCACAAAGGAACCACAAGGGAAAAAAUAUCAUUAAUCCCAUCAUACUAUAUCUCACAACUGUAUUUAAUUUCCUCUGCUCUCCCUUUGGUCCCUAUGUGCUCUCAAACAGAAGAUCGAAAUGUUAAUCAUUUAAAACUAACUCACAAGACACAAAACUAGGUAAUAAGGUAAUGUGUUUUGCUAAGGAAAUAUAAUUUACGUCCACAUUUUAUGUCACUUCCCAACUUGUUUGGUUAAUCUUUAUAGUAAUGUACUCGCUAAUGACAAGAAUCCUUUCUUCUUUGCAAUAUAAUUUAUAGUCUGGUAUGUAGGCCACAUGUUUCGGAAAGUAAAGUAAUCCAGUAAGCCAUAGUGGACCGAGCCAGGGCUGACUCACAGCUCCAAAUCACCCACGAGGAUUUACGUCAAUGAGACAUUUAAAACAAACAAACAAACAAGAAAACUACCCUGUGGAGCCUGUUCCCAACCAGGGGGUGCUGUGUACCUACGAGUCUCAUCAUUCAAUAUUUAAUUAUUUUAGUUGCACAAAAAGGCAAAAAAUGUAAUGUGGAAAAAAUGAUAUUAACCAUUUCUGAGCUGUGGAACCCAGCUUACUUAGAAAAAAAAGAAUAGAAGAAGACUCACAGCUGCAUAAAUGUAUAGUGAUAAUUAUCAUAUGGUGUUAACUAUUAAUGUCUCAAGUAAAGUCAAAUUUAGGAUUAAUGGAAUGAAAGCCUCAUAGUGCCAUAGGCUAUUUUUACCUACACUGACAAAAUAUUUCAGUCCUCAAUGAGAGCGAAUCAAAAAAGCAGAAUGAGUGACGUAAGAAUUUUACACAGACGUGGAGGAAAAUGUGCUUUGACUAAACCUGUCAUGGACGAUGACUGCACCCCGCAUAGUUUCUUUUUCAUAAUAACAUGUUUUGGCUAAAAGUGUAAAAGAGUAAGCAAAAGUUCCAUUGAAAUCUGAUCAUUGGGCAACAAACUCACCACACCUCUGGAUUUAUUUUUCCUCCAUUUGUAGCCGUUAUUGAUGACAAAGCAUAUUGCAUAACAGGUUGUGCCGGUGCUCUCCUUUGAUGUCCUCAGAGAUUCAGAUUGGUUGUGAUGGAGAUAAGUGUGAACAAGGGGAACAGCCUUAGUAAUGAGGCUUAGUAAUGAAAGAGGAAGGAGGAGUUAGAGAAGCCUUUUAGCUUGACUUGUAGCUGCUUUUGAAGGGUCAGAGGGGCUUCAGAUAUAUUUUCAUACUUCAGCAGAUUCCCCUAGAUGUAACUCUUUGAAGAUGAGCCAGUUUGGUCGGAUUGAAAAGCAUGUGAUAUUCUACAUUUCCAAGUCCGUAAAAUGCAUUACAGGGAUAUGCAGCAACUGUAUUUGAUCUGACAUCAGAAAAGCCAUAGGAGCACUCUAUGGAUCCAGA
This is a messenger RNA of Dicentrarchus labrax (European seabass), 6138 nucleotides long. Its product is annotated as cGMP-inhibited 3',5'-cyclic phosphodiesterase 3A-like. Gene Ontology annotation, cellular component: cytosol. Gene Ontology annotation, molecular function: 3',5'-cyclic-AMP phosphodiesterase activity. Gene Ontology annotation, biological process: positive regulation of oocyte development; oocyte maturation. Lineage: Eukaryota; Metazoa; Chordata; Actinopteri; Moronidae. The record is from RefSeq and is a predicted model, not a curated record. The transcript has 15 exons. The coding region runs from base 178 to 3627 and encodes 1149 amino acids.